AUGUAUUGUGCUGCUGUUAAUUUGCAGGAAAUGGCAACUCUAGUUGAACCGCCAAACAGAAUUAAGCCAAAGGGAAAGCAUUAUUAUACAAUAUGGCAAACAUUGUUUGAGAUUGAUACGAAGUACGUUCCAAUCAAACCUAUUGGCCGAGGAGCAUAUGGCGUGGUGUGCUCUUCCAUCAACAGGGAGACCAAUGAGAAAGUUGCAAUUAAGAAGAUUGGAAAUAUAUUUGAGAAUUCUAUUGAUGCUUUGAGAACUUUAAGGGAGCUGAAGCUGCUUAGACAUAUUCGGCAUGAGAACGUCAUUGCUUUGAAAGAUGUUAUGAUGCCAAUCCAGAGAACAAGUUUUAAGGAUGUCUACUUGGUCUAUGAACUCAUGGAUACCGAUCUUCACCAAAUUAUUAAGUCCACGCAGCCACUUUCCAAUGAUCAUUGCAAAUAUUUCUUGUUUCAGCUCCUUCGAGGUCUUAAAUACCUUCAUUCAGCAAAUAUUCUUCACCGGGAUUUGAAGCCUGGGAAUCUGCUCAUCAAUGCCAAUUGUGAUUUGAAGAUAUGCGACUUUGGGCUUGCACGAACUAAUGGAAUUGAUGGUCAGUUUAUGACAGAAUAUGUUGUCACUCGUUGGUACCGUGCACCGGAGCUCUUGCUAUGCUGUGACAACUACGGCACCUCCAUUGAUGUCUGGUCAGUAGGGUGCAUUUUUGCUGAGAUUCUUGGUAGAAAGCCAAUCUUCCCUGGCACUGAGUGUCUCAACCAGCUGAAACUAAUUAUAAGUGUUCUUGGAAGCCAGCAUGAAUCUCAUCUUGAAUUUAUUGAUAAUGCAAAAGCCAGGAGGUUUAUCCAAUCACUGCCCUAUACUCGGGGUAGACACUUAUCUCAGUUAUAUCCACAAGCAGAUCCAUUAGCCAUAGAUUUGUUGCAAAAGAUGCUUGUAUUUGAUCCAACCAAGAGAAUUACUGUCUUAGAAGCUCUCCAACACCCAUAUAUGGCUGGCCUUUAUGAUCCACGGUGCAACCCUCUUGCUCAGGUUCCCAUCAAUCUUGACAUAGAUGAACAUUGGGGGGAACAGAUGAUUAGGGAAAUGAUGUGGAAUGAGAUGCUACAUUAUCACCCUGAAGCUGUUUCUGCCAACGCAUAG
Molecule: messenger RNA, 1137 nt
Organism: Sphenostylis stenocarpa
Lineage: Eukaryota; Viridiplantae; Streptophyta; Magnoliopsida; Fabales; Fabaceae
Source: the annotation of a GenBank genome assembly